CUACGAAAACUGCGUAAUUAUCUGUCAACUUGACAAAAAUGGUGGCUCGGUGCUUUGUUCAGUGUUCACGUUUAAGAAAUGAGUGUGAAGUUCUUCUGAUUAAUAUGAUUUUGUGUUGAGAAUUUAGUUACAAACUGAAUGUAGCAAUUUUAUAUGAUUGAACAAAAGUGAUAUGUUUACAAAAUAUUGCCUGUUUUCUUAACAGAAAUGUUUGGCGUGUGAACACGCCUCUGGCUUUUAAAUAGAAGUAACAAGUAAUUUCAGUAAAAUGUGUGGUCAACCUCUUGAUUGUCCACUUUGUUGGAAUAAAAGUUUUAGUUCUAAACAAACUCUCCUCUACCAUCUAACGAAUGCUUUAGAAAAUACAUAUUGUCCCGUUUGUGUAUGCAAAUGCACCUCAUUAGCUCAGCUUGUAGAGCAUCUAUCUCAGGACAAAUGCCAGCCAGAUAAUAAUGAACACAAAUUUGAACAGAGAGAUAAUGACAAUACUAAUAAUCAAAAUACAGUCAUAGAAAAUUCUGAAAUUAGAGUUCUUGAGAGAGAUGUCAGUGAUAAUGAUAAUUUUAAUACUGCAAAUGUUCAAGAGAUUCCAGCAGAAAGCAAUGACGAUAACAAAAUGUAUGUGGAUCUGUUUGGUAAACCAAUUAAACCAUGCCUUCAAACUGGGGAACUGAGGCUGGUGAAGGAAAAUGGGGAAAGUCGAUACAUGAUCAUCACACCAGAUUCAGGCUUAAGUGCUGAAAGCACUGUUGUUACUAAACGAAAUGAUGAUGGCACUAUAUCUCUAACCACUAUUAAAGAUAUGAAAAUAGAAUCAGAGUCAUCAAUAGCAACAGACGCAAUACUGGAAGACAAUCAGGAAGAGAUCUACAGCUGUAACACUUGCAAGGUGUCUUUCACGUCUGUCAUAGACCACAUACAAAACUAUCAUAAUGAUCAGGAUGUUGUUGUAGAGGAGCCAAUAGAAGAUCAUCAAAACAACACAGUUCCCAUAGAAUUUGAGCCAACGGACCAAGACGAGUCAACGCUGUUGUCUGACAAGCAUGUCCCUCGUCGAGUAAUCACCGAUACCGGUGAUAUUGUGGAGGAACCACUUGAAUUCAAAACGGAUUCUCAAUUCAUAACACCAGAUCAGGUGUCAGAUCAAAUGGAGACCAUAAAAAUGGAGAAAAAGGGAAAGCGGUUCAUCACGAAGCGAGUCAUGCAGGUGGACAAAAUAUGCGACAGCGUCAUCAAAGAUGCCAUGAAAACUGAUGGAAAAGACCCACCUAUCGACACAAUAACAGACCUACAUAAAAGCGGUCCAUAUCACAAAGUAAUCGUUAGAGAAGUACCAACGGAGAGUGGGUUUGCAAUCAAAAUGUAUCAAUGCUUAGCCUGUGAUAUAUCUGUCACGAAUUUAGAAGAGUUCAAAAUCCAUCCCUGUAAAGUAUUGAAAUAUCCUUGCCUGUACUGUCCCGUGGCGUAUGAAAAUUCAAAAUCACUGUGUGCGCAUAUGAAAGUACACAAGAUGAAAUCAGGUAAUGUGCCUACUGAACCUGUUGUAUAUGAAUGUGAUAUUUGCAAUACCGUAUUCCCAACCAACAAGUCUUUGAAACUACACAAACGGAUGCACGAUCCUGUUAAAUCUCGUCCCAUAGAGUUUCCAGUGGAGAACACAGACGGUUCACAAGUUAGCGACCGCCAAUACAUAUGUCCGAUAUGCGACAAAGUAUUUCCCAUGGACUACAAACACAUACACCAGAACUCACACAAGUCUUCCGCUAAAAUAAACUGUGGAAUCUGUAAUAAAAAGUUCACUUCUACAGAGUAUCUCGAAAUGCACGCUAAUAUACAUAAUAUUGAUAAGGCACCAGUGAACAAACAGGAUAAGAACUUACCAUACAACUGUAUAUAUUGUAACCGAAGGUUUGCUAGGCCUCACGAAAAAGUUAAACACGAAAGGAUACAUACAGGAGAGAAGCCGCACUCGUGCGAGAUCUGCGGCAAGUCGUUCCGCGUGUCGUACUGCCUCACGCUGCACAUGCGGACCCACACCGGCGCCCGCCCCUACGCCUGCCAGCAGUGCGGGAAGAGGUUCAAAGCGCACAGCGUGUAUAACCAUCAUAUGCUGACGCACUCAGAGGUGCGCGCCUACAAGUGCCCCUACUGCCCCAAAGCGUUCAAGACGUCGGUACAACUGGCCGGACACAGGAACUCUCAUACCAAACCGUUUCAGUGCCAACAUUGUAAUAGGCCAUUCGCGUCCCUAUACGCGGUGCGAGUGCACACAGAGACGCACGCGCGACAGAACAACUUGAAGUUCUCGUGCGAGCUGUGCGGCGCCAGCUACGCGCGGGCCUUCGCCCUCAAGGACCACAUGAAGCAGGCGCACAAGCAGGAGCCGCCGCCCUCGCCUACGCAAACCAUUCCUACGGAAGAAGAUUGGAGUACCGCCGAUACAGAUCCACUUAACAAAGAUUUGACACAUGAAAUCGACCUGGGCAUUAGUUCCAACGAGAUGAUUGUUCCUUAAAUCUCAGUUAUAAUGUGAAUAGACUGUAAAUAGGAUAACUAGUUUGAGUUUCAUAAUAUUAUAGAUUUGUGGUGUCAUUGUGUUUCAUCUAUUUUUGACUAGAUUUCUAAUGAUAAAAAUAUGAAAAUAACAACAAAUUUAUAAAAAAUAGAAGAAAACGCUUCAAGUACGAAAGAUGUGUUAGCUACUUUGUAGUCAAGCUAGAACUCAAACAAAAUCAAAAGUCAUUUAUUCAAAUUAGGCUGCAAAACAGCACUUUUUGAACGUCAGAAAUCUAUAAAGGAACCCCCAAAACGCCUACCUUUCACCACUUCCUAUGUGUUCUUGCUGGGAAGAAGUAGUGGCGCAACAAACUCCCCAGCAAUUUUAGUUAAUGUUGCUACCGUAAUUUUGUUAUAAUGUGGCAAUAACGGGAGGUGGCGCAUUUACUCCAAUUAACUUCGAAUUUAAUUUACCAAGUAACAGCAAUAGUUCCUUUGAGAAGCCUUAGAUAUAAUGAGGUUGUUAAAUAUGUUAAUAUUUAAGCAAUUUUUUUUAGCAAAAAUAGCAGAAAAACAAUGCCACUUCAGGUGCUUGUAGUGUAAUGAAUCAUCUAAGUCGUGAUUUAUUCAGCUAGUUUGUUCGUGAAACGGUGUUUAUUUGGAUCAUUGAUUUUUUAUACUUGGUUGGGCCUAGCUUGGUCUAUAAGCUUAGUAAUUGUAUAGAAGUGUCGGCUUUUAAAGAAUAUUGAAUUAAUCUUGACACUUUCAGGAUUUAUAACUGCUUUGAGUAUCAAUUGACCAAUAACAAUUGCCCACCAGUAAAAAAAGAAAAAGGCCAUAGAUUUAACUCAUAACCUUUUUGAAAAAAAAUGCAAUGGUCCAGAUAUUCACUCUAAAAUGCAGUAAUGUCAAAGCAUUUCGUGAUACAUAAUGCAAUAAUAACAUAGAGUAAUUAUAGCGAUCAGAGUUUUCAAAAAUAUAAUUCCCUGUACAAAUAAAGCGGUUUUUCCAUUGUAAAGAAAACCGGCGUUAUUUUCUCCAUCUUUCUGGUAGCUUUACUGACCAACGAAUUUUAUGAAAUUCUUUCAUUAGGUUUAAUGGACUUAUGGACACACUCAGAGACAUUUAAUGGAUACAAAAGCUGUUCCUUAGUGCAGAAUUUUCUAUGAGAAUCUGUCACUAAGGAGUGACUUAAGUAAUCAUUAAAUAUCUCUGAGUUAGACUGUAGGUUAGACUGUAGGUUUUUAACUAGUUGACCUCAUAUUAGACUACCUUAAUAUAAAAAAGCCAUUUUAACAAUAUGAUCUUUAUCAAAUAUUUAAAAUAUCUUCUUAAAAGCAAUUCUCAAAUAUUUCUUCAUAAAAUAUUCUGCCAAUUAUAAUUCCUAAUGAUACCAAUAAUAUCCAACUUCUCUACCUUUUUUCUUAAAUUUCUUUUUUAUGUAAAUAUCUGUGUGUGUAAAUAAAUAAUUGUGACAAUAUUGUAUGAGUUGUGAAGUUAUCAGAAAUGCGCACAAUUAUUAUAUUAUUUAAAUGAUGUUCAGUGCGUGUUGAAAAAAAUAUUUUGUAUGAAUAUUAAAGAACCAUGAAGUUUAUUUGUAUUUAAUUUUGUAACGGGAGUGGAAGUUUAAUGUUAUCAAAAAAAUCUGUCAAUGUAGAUAAAGCAGUUAAAAUGUAAAGCCCUAGUAUUCUACGUACGGUAUAUAUAAAAUGAAAAUGCUAUAUUAUUUUUAAUAUAAUCAUUUUUAUUGGAAGUAUAAUCAACAGUAGGUAUGUCCUACGUAAUACUAGAAAUGGCACAUUGUUAUUCAAAUUUUUGGUAUACAGCUGUAUGUUUUGUUGUCACUACAUUUAUGUAUUUAUAAUCAAAUAAAUCAUUAAUACUA
Molecule: messenger RNA, 4381 nt
Organism: Helicoverpa armigera (cotton bollworm)
Lineage: Eukaryota; Metazoa; Arthropoda; Insecta; Lepidoptera; Noctuidae
Product: zinc finger protein 267
Exons: 17
Coding region: 269-2515 (748 amino acids)
Biological process (GO): regulation of transcription by RNA polymerase II
Cellular component (GO): nucleus
Molecular function (GO): RNA polymerase II cis-regulatory region sequence-specific DNA binding; DNA-binding transcription factor activity, RNA polymerase II-specific
Source: RefSeq, a predicted model, not a curated record